AUGAGUAAAUGGCCUGCCAUUGUCAGGGUGACCCAAAGGGUGUUGGAUCCGAGUGCGCAGUGUGGCCCGUUGGUGGUCACAGCCGUGCCGUCGCCGCCCGCCCUACGCCCGCCCACGGACACCCCCUACCUCGUCCGAUCGAAAAAUGGGAUUAAGUGCCGCGUAGGGAUAGUAAACAAGCCGUUUGUCUUUGGGGUUUCAAUGGGCGCACAUAAUUCGUCCGAGCGUAUAGUAAUGACUAGAGCGGCGUGUCGCACGGAACGUACCGACGAAUACAACCGCGAAAUGGCUCAGCGAGUCACGAAGGCCGACGCGGACGGUUGUCAUGCGACCAGAAACCAUACACUUGAUAUCACCCCCAAAUUGAAGGGACAGAGCAAACGUUUAAUCACGAGCUGGCUGACACUUGACUGCUAUUUAGCUCCCGGAGAUUGCAUGCUGGCCGUGAGGAUGAUGGUCUGCCGU
Iphiclides podalirius (scarce swallowtail) is the source of this 465-nucleotide messenger RNA. Lineage: Eukaryota; Metazoa; Arthropoda; Insecta; Lepidoptera; Papilionidae. The record is from the annotation of a GenBank genome assembly.